This is a messenger RNA of Pocillopora meandrina, 2059 nucleotides long. NCBI's taxonomy places the organism in Eukaryota, Metazoa, Cnidaria, Anthozoa, Scleractinia, Pocilloporidae. The record is from the annotation of a GenBank genome assembly.
AAGAAGACGCUUAUCCACAAUGAAGAUUGCUCUGAUUCUGAUUAGUGCUGCUUGGAUGGUAUGUGCGACAGUGGAAGCUGGUAAGCCCGUAAGUAAGUGUGAUUCUUAGUUUAUACGCUUCAUGUUCGAGUAAUUUUCAAUUGGUUUUCAAAAGAAAUCCUUUACUGCAUCAAUUUUUUUCUUCAUUACUCUCCUCAAUUAAUCUAGAAAAGUCGCGCCACCUUAAACCAAUCGAACCUAAGUUUUGUGCUUCUUUGCGCUUUGAGGGGGGCGCGGUACGUGUGAUUUCAACAUGAGGGAGUUUUAGAGCCACGUUUGUCUCUGAAUACGUGUGACCGAAAACGUCUAGGAGUCACGUGACCAGACUCCGAUAGUCCCGUUCGCCGUUUGCCGUCCACGUUUGAACUUUGGACAAGGCAGUUUCAGGUUGUGGAACUCCCUCGAUGCUUUUUUCCUUCUUGUUCAAAAGUUCUCACGUACGUCCUAUAAAUAUAUGUGAAGUGAAGUCUUCUCUUUAUAAUCAAUCCGUUUGGGACGUUAGAAAACUAAUCAUUCAUCCACAUUUUGUGUUUGAAACCAAGGACUUCCAUCCUUUGUGUGAUUCAAGUUGGCGGCGCACAUGUUGAUUGUUUUUCUUCAAGUGAAAGCGGACGUCGGUCUAAUAAGCUAAAAAUCUCGAGACUUCUAGCUUCUAACCACAAACUACUGACUACGGUUUGACGAUAGCGGUGAAUACACCAAACGUGGAUCUAAGACUCUCUAUUAACAGUAUUUCAAGCAUCUAAAAAGAGAACUUGAAAUCUCACGUUACCUUGCCUCUGUAAAAUUUACGCCUCCCGCAUUAAUUUUGGGCCUAAUCACGUGUCAUGGAUAAACCCUUUGCUACCCUCUUGGAGCAGUUUGUAUGUGUUUUCUUUGAGAUUUAAGUAAUCCUGGUAAAUGUCAACAGUUCGAUCAGUUAGCCGUUUAAUAAAGUGUUCGGUUCAUUUCAAGUGACCCUCCUCACGAUGAGUACAAAAUCUGGUAUCAUCUCCUUAAAAAUCAUUCAACAUUCUCGCUUUUUCUUCAGUCCUUACCCAGCAAAAGUUGAUUUGGCUAUUUGUAACAGUAUUAAAGAAGUUAUGUAAAAUUUUUGUAAUGUCUUUUUUUUUUUGCUUUCAAGGUGAUAACGGAGGAACUCACAAGCUACCUAAGUUUUCCUCGCAGACCAUAAUAUUUUCCCUCCAAAUUUAAAUUUUCUGUUUUCUUGAUAUUUUUUAUUCACCUCAGUUACAAUAUAGCGCGAAGAAAAAAGUAUUAUGUAACGACAUCUCUAUCAGUCAUAAAAACAAUUUAUACAGAAACAAAAACACAGACUAAACUUUGUCUUUGCCCCAGAUCGUGAUGAUAUUUAACAGGUCAGAGUUUCACGCUUUAUGUUGUAGUAUUCGGACUAUCAAUGCGCUUUCUUCUAACAGAUUGUGCUUGGUGCAUUUAAGCAGUCUGUACCUAAUCUCAGGGGCAACUAAUUGAUGAAUAGUGAGCCAGCCAUUUUUUAUCACGUGGCGGGGGAAUCAUAUGAUUUGCAGGAGAGAGGGGGGACGAGGGGGGAAUCAGUCGUCUCCAAUAUAGUAUAGAAAAAUGACUGCCAAUUAACUGCCCAUGAGGGGAGAGGAUCAUGAGUAUAUUACAGAACGUUAUAAAGGGAUAAGGCAAACUUUAUUAUAACACAAGUAAUAAUGAUCGUUUCCUUCGUUUAUGUCUUUUUUCUUCCUUCAGCCUGUACAGCCGAAGAAGAUCAAGAAAUGGAAUGUCGGAAUGGGGGAACGUGUUUCGCCCUAGAAACUGAUCAGGGCAGGGUCAGAGCUUGUCAUUGUACUUCUGAGUUUGAAGGCGUUAGAUGCGAAUAUCAAAAAAUUGAUCCGGAUCUCCAGCACCCAAAAUCUGGAGAUUAACAACCUUCCUUGGAGAUAAAAAAAAGAGAUUCUUGGACAACUACGCAGAUUUAGCAUUUGCGAGUUGAAAAAGAAUGUGAAAUUGUGAAAAAUUUGGGCCAAAACUGAAAUAAAUCUGAUAGCAU